Molecule: messenger RNA, 444 nt
Organism: Cylicostephanus goldi
Lineage: Eukaryota; Metazoa; Nematoda; Chromadorea; Rhabditida; Strongylidae
Source: the annotation of a GenBank genome assembly
AUGGAUGAGGUACGCUAUGAUCGACAACUCCGUUUAUGGGGAGAAGAAGGACAAAAUUCUAUAGCGCGAACUUCGGUUUGCGUGCUAGGCUCGUCUGCACUCGGAACGGAAAUUCUGAAGAACUUGGUUUUGGCUGGAGUUCACUCUGUUUGCAUUGUUGACAGUGCAUUUGUACAAACACCAGAUCUUGGACAAAAUUUUUUCCUCAAGAAGUCGGAUGUGGGACGCCCGAGAGCAGAUGCUACGAUUGAAUAUCUAAAGGAGUUAAACCCUUCAGUGCAGUGCGAUUCGCUGCUGUUGUCACCACUCAAUCUAACUGCUGAAGAUUUGGCCAUUCUUCUGCAAUUCCACGUUGUGGUCGGCACAAAUCUGCCAGAGAAUGUUGCGAUUGACAUUUCCUCUUUCCUAUUUCCUCGUGGAGUACCAUUUUUAUGGGCAAGGUGA